Delphinapterus leucas (beluga whale) is the source of this 6072-nucleotide messenger RNA. NCBI's taxonomy places the organism in Eukaryota, Metazoa, Chordata, Mammalia, Artiodactyla, Monodontidae. The record is from RefSeq and is a predicted model, not a curated record.
GGACGGCGGCGACGGCAGGGGCCGAGGGGGCGGUCGCUACGAGGCGGGUGCGGAGCGGGCGGAAGAGGCGUCUGUGCGGGCGGUGAGGUCGCAGAGGAACAUCGUGGGGAUCAGCGACUAUCAUCUGUUCUACAAGAUGAGUAACAGCCACCCUCUUCGCCCCUUUACUGCAGUGGGGGAAAUUGAUCAUGUGCACAUUUUGUCUGAACAUAUUGGUGCCUUGUUGAUUGGGGAAGAAUAUGGCGACGUCACAUUUGUUGUGGAAAAGAAACGUUUUCCUGCCCACAGGGUAAUUUUAGCAGCAAGGUGCCAAUAUUUUCGAGCAUUACUAUAUGGUGGAAUGCGAGAAUCUCAGCCUGAAGCCGAAAUCCCUCUCCAAGACACCACUGCAGAAGCAUUCACAAUGCUACUUAAAUACAUCUACACUGGGCGUGCAACGCUGACAGAUGAGAAGGAGGAGGUGCUGCUGGACUUUUUGAGCCUGGCUCAUAAAUAUGGAUUUCCAGAGCUGGAGGAUUCUACCUCUGAGUACCUCUGCACCAUACUUAACAUUCAGAAUGUCUGUAUGACUUUUGAUGUUGCCAGUCUCUACUCCCUUCCCAAGUUAACGUCCAUGUGCUGCAUGUUUAUGGACAGAAAUGCUCAGGAGGUGCUCUCAAGCGAAGGCUUCCUCUCCCUUUCUAAGACAGCACUUUUAAACAUCGUAUUAAGAGAUUCAUUUGCAGCUCCCGAAAAAGAUAUCUUCCUAGCCUUGUUAAACUGGUGUAAACAUAAUUCAAAGGAGAAUCAUGCUGAAAUCAUGCAGGCUGUCCGUUUGCCUCUGAUGAGCCUCACUGAACUUCUGAAUGUCGUGAGGCCUUCGGGACUAUUGUCUCCUGAUGCCAUUCUGGAUGCUAUUAAAGUUCGAUCAGAGAGCCGGGACAUGGACCUCAAUUAUAGAGGCAUGCUCAUACCAGAAGAAAACAUUGCAACUAUGAAAUAUGGAGCCCAGGUGGUAAAAGGGGAGCUGAAGUCUGCCUUAUUAGAUGGUGACACUCAAAAUUAUGAUUUGGAUCAUGGAUUUUCUAGGCACCCAAUUGAUGAUGACUGCCGUUCUGGCAUCGAGAUUAAGCUAGGUCAGCCAUCCAUUAUCAAUCAUAUACGGAUACUCCUGUGGGACCGAGAUAGCCGGUCUUAUUCAUACUUCAUUGAAGUCUCAAUGGAUGAACUUGAUUGGAUCAGAGUGAUUGAUCAUUCGCAAUAUCUGUGUCGUUCUUGGCAAAAGCUGUAUUUUCCAGCCCGUGUCUGCAGCCUAAUUCACAGUAUCACAAGACACUUUACAGAAAGAGUCAAUUGCAAGCUUAAAAGAAAAAGGAAACUUUUAAGGUAUAUUCGAAUAGUUGGGACUCACAACACAGUGAAUAAGAUUUUUCACAUUGUGGCUUUUGAAUGUAUGUUUACAAACAAAACCUUCACUCUGGAGAAGGGGCUAUUAGUUCCCAUGGAGAACGUUGCAACAAUUGCUGAUUGUGCCAGCGUGAUUGAAGGAGUCAGUCGGAGCCGAAAUGCCUUGCUGAAUGGGGACACUAAGAACUAUGACUGGGAUUCUGGCUAUACAUGUCAUCAGCUAGGAAGUGGUGCAAUUGUGGUUCAACUGGCACAGCCAUACAUGAUUGGGUCAAUACGGUUAUUACUGUGGGACUGUGACGAUCGGAGCUAUAGCUACUACGUCGAGGUUUCCACUAACCAGCAGCAGUGGACCAUGGUAGCUGACAGAACUAAAGUCACCUGCAAGUCCUGGCAAUCAGUAACUUUUGAAAGACGGCCGGCCUCCUUCAUUCGAAUCGUUGGAACACACAACACAGCAAAUGAGGUGUUCCACUGCGUCCACUUUGAGUGUCCCGAGCAGCAGAGCAACCAUCAGGAGGAAAACAGCGAGCAAUCGGGGACAGGGGACACUAGCCCAGCCAGUCAGCAGCCCGACUCCCACGCCCUGCAGGCCCCCAGCGGCAACUCACUGCACUCCAGCCCAGGCUCCAACUCAUACUCAGCCAACCGGCAGCACCAAUAAAGGAGGCGCACGUGUGGAGUGACUCGGCUGGGCCCAGGUGGCACAGGAGCCGUGUCCUCCCCAAGCAGGGAUGCCUGUGGACGCCUCCCCCUGCCACCCCCGCCCCACGAGGAACAGACCUGGCUGCAGAAACGCACAGGACAGGUUUCCUCCCAAGGACACAAAGGGGCUGCUUUGUUCUCCUCAGUUUGUUCAAAUCAGGCUGGUCUCCAGGGGGAGAAAGUGGGUCUUCAAUCUUCAUCAAGUCCAUUAACACCCUACCUCUCUAAUCUAACCCUGCAAAGACCACAGAAGGAAGUAAUAGGCCUGAGUCGGAAUACAAAGAUGGCACAUGAACACAGGAAUGGAAGAGAAUGUAUUAGGCCUUCCUUAACCUGGAGGCACCCUGUAGGAAAUGGGUUUCCUUAGAGUGUUUACUUUUAUGGAACACAUUGCCCUGGCAACUAAAUAAUUUUUUAUUUCUUUUAGUUAUUCUCCAUUUGCUGAAUCAUAGGUUUUCCAGAUCUUUAUGAAAGGUUCAAACAGCAAAUCACUUGUUUUAAUCCCUUUUGACGCUGUAAUUUUCCUUCCUUAGUUUUGAACGGUUGAGCGUGGGGUAGAGCUGAGAAAUAUCAUGCGCAUCUCCUAAAUGAGGCACAGAUGCAGCUCCUUAUGGCACCUGGUCUGACGAGGAAAAUCCUUUGAGGAAGAUCAACAAAAUACACAAGGAGCAAAUUAAUCUGUGGACACUGGAGUUAAUAAUCACUUGAAUUGCCAAGUUAUUAACCUGUCAUUCCUGAAACGUAUCCAGCCUUUAAGCUUGGGAGGCUUACAAGGAAACAGUGAUUAUGUCACCAGCUAAUAUAAUGUUCAGAAGUAUGUAUGAGUGUAUACCAACUUCCGGUUGGGCUGGACCUGUCCUCCAUUUGCCACAGGUUAGUGAGCGGUGUGGAGGCAGCCGUCCUGCCAGUCGGUGUCGGGAAUGCAAAAGUGGGCCUUUUCCCGCGUGGCGGUGAUCGGUGGUUGCUGUUUUUCCCCCAGACCAUAACACUCAGCCAGGGAUUGAAAAAAAAACAUCAGUUCUAAGAAGCUUUCCUUUUAGUCCUCAUUGAAACGAUCUCAUCUGACAGUUGUCGCUUGAUCUGGCUCUGUGUGUCUGAGUAAUUUCCAUCCCAGUGCUAACUGCCCUGUGUAACUUGAUCAGAUUGUGUCCGGUUUUUGCUCAUCCCCUGAUUCUUCCGUUGGCUGGCUGUCUCGAUCAGGUCCUCUGUGCAUCCUGCUUGGAGGAGGGGUGGGGCCGACGGGGGGUCCUUUCUGUCUUAAAGACACAUGGUCAUGGGUGUACAAAGAGCCAGUGGGUCAGCUGUUUCCUCCUACUGUGAUGUAGUUGUGAUUUAUCAGUAUUGGAAUAGUAGGGUAGCUUCAAGCUGCAUGAUUAAAUGGGAAGGUUGUCUUUCUGCUAGUCUCCCUCGGUGCCCUCGACUCUGAUCUCUGUCUGCGUCCCCCUGCGUGGGGUGAGUGGAACCCUCUGAGGGGAACAGCUUUUCACAAUGAGAGGGGCUCUGGUAACAAAUAGCGGUGCCGCUCGCUUGCUUGCCACGGGUGGCUGGCCGCGCUCUGUGGCUGGCGCUGCCUCCCUCAGCAUCCAGCCCCUUCUCCAGUUAGAGCUGAGGAUUCCUGACAACUCAGCACUUCCUCCAGCGGUGCAUUCACUGCCCACAGGGGAGGCAGGAGGAGCAGGGAAGUCAGAAGAGGGCAGGGUUCAAAUGUUUUGCAAGUAUCAUCUAUUCAAGGGCUUCUUCUCAAACUCUGAAGUCACCUGUCCAGAGAGGAAUCACUGCUGACCCACGGAAGUGCGGGGUGGGCUGGGGGAGGGUCUGGAGCCCUUCAGUACUUUUCUCCAUCCAGGCACAGGUAACUAACUGCGUCCUGGACACUCAGCUUCACACCUGAAGAGGCAUGAACUGUGCCCUGCAUGGCCAGUGGCUCACCCUCUGCUUCCUGUCCUCUGUGAAUUCUCUUUGGUGUUCGUUCCUUCCAGAUCUCUGCCCUGAGGUCUGUCUGGAGAGAAUAAAGCUUGUCUCUCUCCUGUUCCUCCAGCACUUCAGACACACCUUGUUCUCAGAUAAAGGGAAGGAAGGGGACUGAGAGGCAGUGCUGAGGACGGGCAGGACUGAGGCCAGCUCUGUGCAGCGGUAUCGCCGUCCCCUAGCCCCGCAGCUGCCUCCCCUGAGGCCCCCUGAUGGUCUAGAGGCCUUGCUUGGAUGCAAGCCUGCUCUGGACCCCAGCAGACACUGAUGAAGCUCAGCAAAGCCUGCUCUGGUCGGCCUCCUGUUACCAGGCAGGGGCUCUGCCUUCCUUGAUGAGCCUUGUGGUUUGGGGAAUGGGGGCUCUUUCUGUAUGCCUGGCUGGAGGGGCCUGGACACCCCAGUCGAGGUGCGACACACCAGACGCGUUGCCAGGGAACGAGGGAUGAGUGCGCAGCCAAGAAAAAGUCCCCAGGUGCCUGGCAUUCUCCAGAGCCCUGGCUGGUCCCGCAGGGGACUUAACCCCCCAUGAGCCAGCAGGACCAAGAUGGCCCCCAAACUUGGGGAGAGACCAAUAGAGCUAAACGGGAGUGCUGAUGAGACCCAGCUCCAAGGAGCCCGAUGCCCGCGGAGCCCGAUGCCCAGCACAGGGUGGAGGCUGACUCCCUGGGAGCUGUGGGACACCAGGCAGCAGGCUUGGCCAAGCUGUGAGGGGGGCAGUGGCAGAUGAGGGCCCGUGGCUGCCCCCCAACCCCGUGAGGAUGCAGUCCCACGGCGUCUGCUCUGAGGAGGUCUGGUGAGGUGGACAGAGGGGUGCUUGUGGCCUCUGGCCCUUUAUUGUGAAACACCACCUUUGUAACCACUACCCAGGUCUAGAGAUUGAACAUGCAGAACCUCCUGCCCUUCAUUUUAGGUCAUGCUUUGUGGGGGAGUAAAAUGCACUUUGUUGGGGCUUUUGGCGAAAGCCUUCAGCGUCACCUUCUGGUACCUCCUUGGAGGGCUGGUGCGGAGCACGGUGGGCAGGGCGGGGUGUGUGCCUCGUGGCGCCCCAGUCAAGGCGGGCUUAAAGGCACUCUGAACGAGAAACAGGUGUAACAGUAUCACACACGCAAACACGUUUUCCCAUAUUCUCAGUGCUUUUUCCGUUUUUCUUCUGAUUCUAGUUAGAACCAUGAGCCCAUGAUGGAUGCGGGACUCUUCUCAAUUGCUCUUUGUCACUUCUUUAAUCUUAGUAAAUGAAGUGUUGAUUCCUGACAAAUACAUUAAAAGUGUUUUAUUCCUAGAAGAGUUGGGAAAAGAAAAUUAUUUUUAGCAAGAGUGGGAUGUGUUUGGUAGACUAAUUCCUUGGCCAAGAAAAAAGUAGCUUUUGAAUUGUGCAAAAAUUGCUCAGUAGUUAUGCUGUCGCCCCAAUUGUCAAACCGCUGUGCAGACAGUGCCGACCCAGUCAACUUCACCUUUUUUUAACUCAGAAGAUAACAAAAUUGUAAUCACUUAUCCUUUGUAGAGCCACGGGGAAAAAAGGAAGGUCUAAUCUGUGAUAAAAAGCAGAGCAUCCUGUGUGCUGAGGCCAUUUGAUAAUAAAGAAAGGGAGCGUUCCCCAUUGUGGGCUUCAAUUAAGAACCUCCCUUUGGAUAGAGAAGAAGGGUGUCAAAGAAGGAAAAGAAAAUUAAAUGUGUCUCCUUCUAGGAGUUUUUCCUCAUUAGUGAGUUUUGGUUUUGUUUUGUUUUCUGGUGCUACCGUGUCACUCCUGCAUUCCACAUGGGCGGCCAGCUCCUCUGGGUGCAGCUGAGGUGCUCAGGGUGGCGGCCGGACAGGCGGCAGCUGUGGCUGCAGUGGUGCAGGCCACGCUCCACUUCCUUUCGUGGCUGCAGCCAUCCAUUCUGAAUGUUUGUCCUAAUAACAGCUCCAGCAGGAGUUCAGUGCUCAUUAGUGGCCCUAGGAAUUUAAAAUGCAGUUCGUGGUUCUGUGCCACCAUGGUUUUCAUUAUUCUAAUAUUAAAUGAGAAGUCGUCCUGGG